UCCGGCAGCGCGCCAGUGGGGAGAAAGAGAUGGUGUUUACUCAGAACCUGCUCCUGGAGUACGCCAACCAGACCGCUCAGGUGGUGCCCCUGAGGGCCACAGUGGCCGUGCCCGAGCUGCAGCUCUCCACCAGCUGGGUGGACUUCGGGACCUGCUUUGUGAACCAGGGGCAGGUCCGGGAGGUCGACCUCAUGAACCUGAGCGGCUGUCGGAGCUACUGGGCUGUGCUGACGGGUAGGUUGUACCUGCCCACCACUUCCCCCGCAGGCUGGCACCACCUGGGGGUUCCCGCAGAUGGCCGGUUCCCAGAUCCCAAGUGAUCCCAGGGUGCCUCGCCC
Molecule: messenger RNA, 338 nt
Organism: Mirounga angustirostris (Northern elephant seal)
Lineage: Eukaryota; Metazoa; Chordata; Mammalia; Carnivora; Phocidae
Product: deleted in lung and esophageal cancer protein 1-like
Exons: 2
Coding region: 30-320 (96 amino acids)
Biological process (GO): negative regulation of cell population proliferation
Cellular component (GO): cilium; cytoplasm
Molecular function (GO): tubulin binding
Source: RefSeq, a predicted model, not a curated record